AUGGACUACGAAUCGGCGCUUCGCGAUGCACCGAGAUUGAUUCCGACGGAUGAGAUUGAUGAAGAAAUGGCGGAAAUUGAUGAUUUCAUGGACCUAGUGGACCCGCUUGCGGAGCCAUGCGCCGUUUGUGGCGAUAAAUCAACUGGUACACAUUAUGGAGUGAUUUCCUGUAAUGGGUGUAAGGGUUUCUUCCGUCGAACCGUUCUACGCGAUCAAAAGUUCACUUGUCGAUUCAAUAAGCGUUGUGUGAUCGACAAAAACUUCCGAUGCGCGUGCCGUUAUUGUCGUUUCCAGAAAUGUGUGCAGGUUGGAAUGAAGCGAGAAGCCAUCCAAUUCGAGCGAGAUCCCGUCGGAUCCCCAACAUCUGGCAACAGUCUCAACGGAACUCCAUUCAAAAAGGAUAGAAGUCCCGGAUACGAGAACGGAAACGCGAAUAGUGUCGGAUCGAACGGAGGUGUUGGACAGGAAAAUAUGCGAGCAGGUGCCACGCAAUCAAGUGUUAUCGAUGGUCUUAUGGAUAUGGAAUCUCGUGUUAAUCAAGAAAUGUGUAAUCGAUACAGACGGUCACAGAUCUUCGUGAAUGGAAAUGGUUCUUCAGGAAAUGAAAGUGGUGAUAAUCCACUUGGAGCCGGUGGAUCAGAUGGAAGUGCCUUUGCACCACCAAACCGGGCAUGUACAACCGAGGUAGAUCUCAAUGAAAUCUCCAGGACAACUCUUCUUUUGAUGGUUGAAUGGGCUAAAACUAUCACACCAUUCAUGGAUUUAUCGAUGGAAGAUAAGAUUAUCCUUCUGAAAAAUUACGCUCCACAACAUCUGAUUCUGAUGCCAGCGUUCCGAAGUCCCGACACAACACGUGUUUGUCUAUUCAACAACACAUACAUGACACGUGACAACAACACGGAUCUCAAUGGAUUCGCUGCAUUCAAAACAAGUAAUAUCACGCCGAGAGUACUCGAUGAAAUCGUUUGGCCAAUGCGACAACUACAAAUGAGAGAACAGGAAUUUGUGUGUCUGAAAGCUCUCGCUUUCUUGCAUCCAGAAGCAAAAGGACUCUCAAAUACAUCACAAAUUAUGAUUCGAGAUGCCAGAAAUCGGGUUCUGAAAGCUCUAUAUGCAUUUAUUCUUGAUCAAAUGCCUGAUGAGGCCCCCACGAGAUAUGGAAAUAUAUUGUUGUUGGCGCCAGCGCUCAAGGCUCUCACACAGUUACUCAUUGAGAAUAUGACAUUGACAAAGUUCUUCGGGUUGGCUGAGGUUGAUUCACUUCUCUCCGAAUUCAUUCUCGACGACAUCAAUGAUCAUUCAACAGCGCCAGUCUCACUGCAACAGCAUUUAUCAUCGCCGACUACGUUACCGGCUAAUGGGGUAUCCCCACUAACCGCCGCUGGCUCCGUCGGCAGCAGUGGCGUCUCAUCCGUCGUCUCCGGAAUCACACCCACCGGAAUGCUCUCUGCCACCCUCGCGGCUCCAUUGGCAAUCCAUCCUCUUCAAUCACAAGAUUCGCUUCUCAACGGGAAUCUUCUUCUGAAUGGAGAACAGAAGACACUCAUUGAAUAA
Messenger RNA from Caenorhabditis remanei, 1554 nucleotides. RefSeq lists its product as uncharacterized. NCBI's taxonomy places the organism in Eukaryota, Metazoa, Nematoda, Chromadorea, Rhabditida, Rhabditidae. The coding region runs from base 1 to 1554 and encodes 517 amino acids. Gene Ontology annotation, biological process: anatomical structure development; cell differentiation; regulation of transcription by RNA polymerase II. The transcript has 7 exons. The record is from RefSeq and is a predicted model, not a curated record. Gene Ontology annotation, molecular function: RNA polymerase II cis-regulatory region sequence-specific DNA binding; nuclear receptor activity; zinc ion binding.